Paramacrobiotus metropolitanus is the source of this 1408-nucleotide messenger RNA. Its product is annotated as F-actin-capping protein subunit beta-like. Gene Ontology annotation, biological process: negative regulation of filopodium assembly; barbed-end actin filament capping; actin cytoskeleton organization. Gene Ontology annotation, cellular component: F-actin capping protein complex; cytoplasm. The record is from RefSeq and is a predicted model, not a curated record. Lineage: Eukaryota; Metazoa; Tardigrada; Eutardigrada; Parachela; Macrobiotidae. Gene Ontology annotation, molecular function: actin filament binding. The transcript is spliced from 6 exons. Bases 236 to 1072 code for a protein of 278 amino acids.
UUCGAUGCGACGAAGCAAGAACUAUUUUGGAUCCAGUAGAUUACCUGAUUUUAGUGUCCAAUUGGAUCCUUUGGUUCUUUUGGUUACUGUUUUGUCAAAGUUUUGUUAAAGAAAAUAGAGGUUUAAAAACAGUCAUUAUAUUGUGAUACAUUUCGGUCGUUAUUGUGACGUGUUUUCGUUCUUGUUCAAGGACUGAGCACACUCAACAGACCAUCUGGUAACAGCAUUGGGCAUCAUGACGGAUCAGCAACUUGAUUGUGCUUUGGACUUGAUGCGACGCUUGCCACCCCAACAAGUGGAAAAGAACUUAACGGACUUGAUUGAUUUGGUGCCUAAUCUGUGCGAAGAGCUGCUCUCUUCCGUGGAUCAGCCGCUGAAGAUUGCGAGGGAUAAAACUGUGGGAAAGGAUUACUUGCUAUGUGAUUAUAAUCGCGACGGAGAUUCCUACAGGUCUCCUUGGAGCAACAAAUACGACCCGCCCCUAGAAGAUGGCACUGUACCAUCGGAAAAGCUUCGCAAACUGGAGAUUGAAGCCAAUAGUGCCUUCGAUCAGUACCGUGACAUGUAUUUCGAAGGGGGUGUCUCGUCUGUAUAUCUGUGGGAUUUGGAACAAGGGUUUGCCGGUGUCAUACUUAUAAAGAAGACUGGAGACGGUUCCAAGAAGAUCAAGGGUUGUUGGGAUUCCAUCCAUGUUGUGGAAGUGCAAGAUAAAUCUGGUGGUCGGAAUGCCCAUUACAAACUGACAUCCACGGCUAUGUUGUGGUUACAGACAGAUAAGCUUGCUUCCGGAACGAUGAAUUUGGGCGGAAGUUUGACCCGACAGGCAGAAAUGGAUUCUCCAGUUAACGAAGCAUCCCCGCAUAUUGCGAACAUUGGAAGAAUGGUCGAGGACAUGGAAAAUAAAAUUCGUAACACUCUGAACGAAAUUUAUUUCGGAAAAACCAAAGAUAUCGUCAAUGGACUCCGAUCUGUCAAGCCACUUCCAGAUCAAAAGCAGCAGCAGCUUUUGAAACAUGAUUUGGCUGAAGCAAUCAAGAAAAGAUCAGAGCGGGCUGAUAAAACAGACCGCUAAUGUUUUUUGACCGUAUUUUAUGGUGAAUCGGAAAAAUUUUGUAUACUAAUGUCAUUUUCUGAUUUUCAUAAGAAAGCACGCGGAUGCCUAAUAGUAAACGUUUUCCAGUUCUGGCCGUGAUGAUUAUAUGUUCACUAAUUUCUGGUUUUAUUGGGUAAUUUUCGAUUUGGUUUCGUGUUUCAUUGUUCGUAGCGCAUUCUGCUAUGGAUUUUUAGUGCAGUUUGGUUAGCCUUUGUGGCGUUAUGCAAUCCCGAUGUUCAAAAUCAGAUAAUUUUCCAUCUGUACGGUACGCAAACCUCUCGCAAAACGGCAAAAAAAAGCGCAGUUAUUUUAUUA